This is a messenger RNA of Encephalitozoon hellem ATCC 50504, 735 nucleotides long. RefSeq lists its product as uncharacterized. The transcript has a single exon. Bases 1 to 735 code for a protein of 244 amino acids. The record is from RefSeq and is a predicted model, not a curated record. NCBI's taxonomy places the organism in Eukaryota, Fungi, Microsporidia, Unikaryonidae.
AUGAAAUCAAAGAGACUUUUGAUUGCUAGUGCCUUUUUGCUUGUAAUUGGGCUUACGAUUUGGUAUGCUAUAUAUAAUUUCUAUUGCCUAUUUAUGAGUGAUGAGGCUGCAAAUUCGAUAUUUGAUAAAUCCAAGCUUAGAGGCAAGUUCGAGGAUAGCGAUAAGGUUAUAGAAGGGCCAGAUUUCUUCAGCUUUGUAUAUAAGUUCCUCUUGACUUUGGACGACAGCGUCAUAGGGGAUUCGUGUGUCGAGGGAGUUUACGACAAGAAUAGCAUUUCUGAAAAGGAAUCCUAUCUCAAGGACGGACUCGAAAUGGCUACCAAAACUCUCUUUAAGAACAGAAAUGUAAAGAAGGAUUUGGAUGAAAUUUUGGGAUCAAGCAUUUUUGAUAUUGUCGAGACUAUGAAAAGGGAAGGCAAGGCCCAGGAAUCUGAGGGUGCUGUCGAAGGGUUGAAGGACAACAGCCAUAUUGUCACUAUGGUGUCCAAAGCCUUUAUUUACACUCUUCUCAAGGAAAGGAUAGACCCUUUGAAAUAUAAUGUAUAUCUCGACAAGGUAAGAGGAGACUUCAAUGAAAGCACCUUGGAGCACCUAAAGAGAAUUGGUGCCUAUGAGAAGAUACUUGUUUUCCAAGGGGAAAGCGACUUCGCCAUGGAGAUUUAUGACUACCUUCGUAUUGUAAUGUUCUCAACUAGUAAGCUUAUUCCUGAGGGCCUUGCAGCCGUGAAUAAUUGA